UAACCGAAGACUCGAGCUCAUUGAUGACGCAACGCUCACGUGACCGGGAGUCGACGUGUGCAGAAGUCCUUAUAGUCCAGGGCCUGUUUCCCUGUAGCAGCUCCCUAUUGCUGGAGGAGAAAAGUGCCCCGGAUCCUUUGAGGACUCUUGGUCUUUUGGGAGCGACCCAAAUCGAGUGAGGGAAGAGGGAGGAAAAUCCCCUGGAUCCCUGCAGGGUUAAUUUAUUCAGAAAGGAAAUAAGAGAAAAAUACUCAACAUGCAAAAGUCUUGUGAAGAAAAUGAAGGAAAAGCACAGAACAUGCCAAAGGCUGAGGAAGACCGCCCUAUGGAAGCUGUACCACAGGAGGCAGAAAGAAAUCCUCAACCGUCUGAAGAAGGUGAAAGCCAGGAAGCAGAAGGAAACCUUAGAGGAGGGCUGACUCAGCCUGGUCAGGGAUAUAAAGAGGACACUCCGGUUAGGCAUUUGGACCCAGAAGAAAUGAUAAGAGGAGUAGAUGAGUUGGAAAGGCUUAGGGAAGAGAUAAGAAGAGUAAGAAAUAAGUUUGUGAUGAUGCAUUGGAAACAAAGACAUUCACGCAGCCGUCCUUAUCCUGUGUGCUUUAGGCCUUGAAUUCUUUUUUUUUUGGUCUGAUGUUAAAAUCUGGCCCCUGCUUUCUUUCUGUUAGCAUUUUCUGAUGUAUCUUUGACUAUUGUUUUAUUUUUAAUCAUGUGGUGGAGUUUUGUUGUACGUAGUGUCCUUAUUACCAGCAUCUGGAUUUUGUAUUUUGACACAUUCUCCAGGUCUGUUUUUCAAUUGGGAAGUUUCACACAUAUGCAUGAAAAUAUGUUCAUUCCAUAUUGUAAAGUAAAACAUAACAGGUUACAGCAUAUUUAGUAUCAGCUCACAUAUGUAGGAGAAAAUCUCAAAUUGUGUGUGUGUGUGUGUGUGUGUGUGUGCGUGUGUAUACAUACAUAUAUCAAAAAUUUAACUGCUUAUUUCUGUGUGGUGUGAGUUUUUUUCUUUUUGCUUAUAUGUAUUUUUUAAUGAACACGUCACACAUACAAAAAGAAUUAAAGUUUUUUUUUUAUAAUUAAGAGUCAAUCAAAUAAUUUGCAACCAGCUUAUAAGGGCAAUGGGGGGACCUAAAUUCUUGAUGAAAGAACUAUUAAAAAAAAUGUAAACCUCAAAUUACUUCUGGAUCUCUUAGCCAGAGGAAUAAAACUGGCAGUUAUUACAGA
Molecule: messenger RNA, 1218 nt
Organism: Orcinus orca (killer whale)
Lineage: Eukaryota; Metazoa; Chordata; Mammalia; Artiodactyla; Delphinidae
Gene: TCEAL8
Product: transcription elongation factor A like 8
Exons: 3
Coding region: 257-610 (117 amino acids)
Source: RefSeq, a predicted model, not a curated record